Molecule: messenger RNA, 3560 nt
Organism: Triticum urartu
Lineage: Eukaryota; Viridiplantae; Streptophyta; Magnoliopsida; Poales; Poaceae
Source: RefSeq, a predicted model, not a curated record
CGCGGCUCGGGAUUGGUUGUUAUGUGAGUCGGUCAAGUCAUCGCUCCCCUUCUCUCCAGAUGCACGCGACCUCUCCUUUCCUCUCCAAUCUCUCUCGUUUUUCCUUCACAUCGGCAAGGGUUGCCGCCGCCGCCUCGCUCACGCCCCAAAUUUUCUCCCCCCUCCCCAAUCCUGCAGCAGCCGCCUCUGCUGCUCCUGCGCGUGGUCGUUAACGCCUCUUCUCCCACCUCAGCGUCCAAUCGCCUCAGCGCCUCUUCAUCUUCAUCUCGGACGGCGUCGAGUGCGGCCGCCCCGUGCUCUCUCUCUCUCUCCCAGGUCGACCCAGGAGGAGCUCGAGCGGCAGCACUGGUCCAUGGCGUCGUCGUUGUUGGCAGGAGCGUGAGCGCAGAGACGGUCGUCUCCCUCUGGCUUCAUGUCGCCGUCCAUCAACACGUGAGGUGGUCAGUCCCUGCAUCCUCGCCUCAACCCUCGCUGUCACGCACGCCUUCUCCUCCGUCCUCUCAAUGUUUUGCGAUGAACUGGCUGCCGACGCUGCUGUGCUUCUAUAGACCACCAUGAAGGUGAGAUUGCCCCUCCCUUACACGAACAUAUUCUUCUCUUUUUCGGAUCUAUUGCUGUUGUGCAUAGUGGUCGUGGAUGUUCUGUCGUUGCAGGUGGUUGUUGGUUGAAUGUCAGAGUUGUAGUUCUUCAUGGAUCGCUGAUCUUGUUUGUCUUUGAAUUCUGCGCUUGUCAUCAUCACCAUGGUAUGGUUUGUGGUCUAUUGAUGCGUAUCCAUGGAUAUGGAUGUUUCUGUGUCGAUUUUUGAAAUCGCACUAAUCGACCCCAGCUCACAGAUUUGCCUUGCUGUUUCAUCUGCUCAGAGGAUCAUCUUUCUGUUGAGGUAUAUGUGCAGGUGGUGUGCAAACCUGGUAGUAAAGACGUACAAAAAGUCUGAGGUGGAAAUUUACGUCCUUGUGAAGGAUGAAGGUGGUCGCCACACUGCCUUCUUCUCAAACUACAACCCACAGUUCUACUUCCGGACAGCUGACAUCCGUGGGAAAAUCGAGUUGCCUCUGGACGUGAAGAUGGUUAUGCCUGGUGACAACGUAACUGCAAUCGUCGAGUUGAUGUUGCAUGUUCCACUCGAACCAGGGCUAAGAUUUGCGCUCAGGGAAGGAGGGGGGACCGUUGGCGCCGGAGUCAUUGCUGAAAUCAUGAGCUAAUAAAAAUAAUAUGUUCCAGACCUUUCUCUUUUUACUUCUCAAUUAAUUUGAUGAUUUGUUUGUUAAGGAUUACAAUGUUGUGAAUCAAAUGUCAACCGUAGGAAAAACAAAUUAAGGAUCUAAAUCCUACAAUGUUUUAAAAUAAAUUUUCUAUGAAUCAAAGGAGUCGGUAGAGUAGAAGCGUGCAACACACUAGCUACUUUUGCGUUUGAAAUAUGAGUACGGCCAGAAACAUCUCUUCAACUUAUUAGUGCAUCUCCAAUGCCCUCCUGUAAAACGUCCAGACCGACGCGUCCGGAUGCACUUCGUGGGAGUAUAAAUCUCAUUGGAUGAACAUUUAAGUAGCACUUGAUUAAGGAUACUAUGGGAUCUUGGAGACCUCAGAUGUAGGUGAGGAUGAGGUGCCAGAUAUGAAAUUAUGAAGGAUGAGACAUGUCUGAUGAAGAAGGCUCGGCUAGGUAUAUUAGAACAAUGCAUGUUUUAUUCUUGGCACUAUACAAGUGCAUCUCCUCUUUUACUAUAAAUACAUGAUGCAUUAAUUUUCUUACGAGUCUGAUCGAUAUGUGUAAUUAUAUGAUUAUUGGAGCCCACGUAUAUUUUUAAGAAAUACAAGUAUGUGGUAUUGCUUUUCAUUUGUGAUAGACAAUAGUAGAAAGAAAAUAUGGUCCAAAAGUAUGUGGUGUACAGUUUACAAAAACUUGUUGGGCUGAAAAAAUGCAAUAUGAUUUAGUGUUAAUGGAAGAGAGAUCUUGACUUGUGGCUUUCAUUUUAUUCGAGUUAUUUAUUUUCAGUUCUACUCUUGGUACUACUAUCAUGUGACCUGCCAUCGAGGCUCGGAUACGCAGAGGUAGUAGUUACAAGCCGGUGGUAGCAAACCAACAACUGGCCAACGACAGCAACAACAAGUAUGCUGCCUUUUAUUCAAAAUCAAAUAACAGUUGGCAAUGCUAGGUUCGAAGGUAGGAAGGGAAGUAGACUUGCUGAGGUUUAUUUCUAUCUGGUGCAUUACUUGACUACUCCCUCCGUAAACCAAUAUAAGAGCAUUUAGAUUACUAUUUUAGUUAUCUAAACACUCUUAUAUUAGUUUACAGAGGGAGUACAUGUUUAUGUUCCUCGAACCAUGCUAGAGACAAUGUAAAAAGCAAUUAAGUUGCUUAGUUUCCUUGUUUGGUUCUUAAUCUUGGACAUGUCUAGACCAAAGGAUCUACAGAUGACCAUGCAGCAUGCAUUUCAAUAUGUAAAAGAUGUCUUAGCUCAAGAUUGUCUAAGCUGAAGAACAAGUGUCAACCAAUUUGUAUCAUUGCAAUGUUAUUUGUUAUUGUUUAUUCAUUUUUGCUUUCUUCCCCUUUUUACAUUUUGAGAAAGUUGAGAAUAUAUGUUACUGCUGCAUUUGUAAAGUCCUCUUAGAUGAAAAGAUAAUGUUAUUAGUUAUCGCAUCGAUGACUAGAGAAUAGUUAUGUUUCCCACAAGAGUUUUCUGAAUUUUAUGUUGUAAAUUUUCAUUUCUCUAGGCCUUUCAUUCUAACAGCGAUGCCCUAAGAAUAGUUAUGUUGCUCACAAGAAAUGAACCAGACAGCCACGAAUAACUUGUCUCUGGGUAGUUAAUUUUAUGGUGCUUUCCAUUCUGCAUUUGAGGUUCGUUAUUGCAUAUGUCCCAGUGAUGAAUUUUUCAGUAAACUGGUCUUUAUGUCCUCAGCUAUUAGGCUGAAUAUUUAUUGCAUAUCAAAACUCACAUUUUUAAAAGCACUUCCUGCUUUAUUUAUGUGUUAUCCAUUGUUCUUUAAUCCAUAAGCCCUUGAUCUUAAUAUAUGGUGAUGUAAAAAAUUUCCAAUAGGUUUAGAGACGAGGAUCCAGAGAAAUAUUAUGCUCAGCCAUCCUUCUGUAUCAACUGUAAAGGUGAGACUUCUACAUUAGCUAUGGAAGAAGAGGCCAAAGAUCAAAUACUAUGUCUGCACCAUCAGCAAGACAUUUGCCAAACCAGGGCAAUGCAUGUACUUUCACAUGGAGUACACCCAGGACAAGCUGCAGAAAUACAUCACAAAGAUGAUGACACACUGCCACACAAGCUCGGAGACGGAACCGUGAGCUGCGACAGUCGCUACAUGCUUGGAACCGACAAGAGGGCCACCACAUCAUGACGAACUGUCAUGGUUUCGCCAUCACGCCAACAUCAAAAGAGGGUGACAUGUGCUUCUUCCAUUUCAACUGCAAGGAAGGGCGCCGCCUCUCCUUCACCAACCAGACUCUAGGCAUAACAUCGUCAAUAGGACCUGCCUUCUAUAUAUGACUUGACGAUUCCGUGUUGUGAUGGUCCGAUGAACUCUGCUUCUCUUUUGGAGACCGCCUACAUGUUGGAGCA